AUGAAAGUCUCAGUUACCUUCGAUACCGAGUAUAAUCCUAAACAUGAAGCAGACGACUCAUUAUGUUAUUGCAAUCGACCACGUAAACUGCAUCCCAAUAUUAAUUCAGUAUCACCGAAAUGGAAUUGUAAAUCUCAUACUACAACAUUUAAAGCUAAAAAUCAACAAGGUAUAUUUGAUAAUGGCGCACACUAUUUGAGGUGUGAUGUUCUUGCUGAUCCAAAAGGACUAAAAUCUAUGUUAUUUGAAACAUGGCAAGUUAAACCAGACCCACGUUUAAUUAUAUCUAUUAUUGGUGGUACAAAAUAUUUUAAUUUAACAGAUAAAUUAGAAACAAAAUUUAUGGAUGCUCUUAUUAAUAUGGCGAUCAAUUCGGAUGCUUGGUUAUUAACAAACGGCUUUAAUGUUGGUAUUGUACAAUAUGUUGGACAAGCUAUACAUAAAAGUAAAUUAACAAAUGUAGAUAAACCAAUCGUUGCUAUUGGUUUACCAGAAUAUGGUUGUAUUAAAAACUUAAAACAAUUAAAAAAUCCACAAAAAACAAGUCUACAAGCCGCAUCCGAUGGUUCAUGUCCUACUCUCUGA
Messenger RNA from Didymodactylos carnosus, 585 nucleotides. The record is from the annotation of a GenBank genome assembly. NCBI's taxonomy places the organism in Eukaryota, Metazoa, Rotifera, Eurotatoria, Philodinida, Philodinidae.